GAGAGGGAGAGCCAGGCCCCGUGUUCUGUGCUGGAGCCUGGGCUGGGUACAGCAAGGAAAUCCCCUCAUUGUUCCUAAGGAGGAACUGGGGGAUGGAAAGGACGCUGGGGGCUAUUCUUAGGUUCUGCCCCACAAAGCACCGGGUGGGAUCACUCACGUUCUUCGUCCCUCCGAGAGGAACACCCAGUUCAUCGUCAUUCUCCAGAGGCAGGAAACUGACUCACUGACCAGCAGAAGCACAGAAGGUCCCGUGACUCAGGAGAAGACAUUGACCAAAGAAACUGCGGGUCAAUUGAUGGGGUGGGAACCAAGGCAACGUUUAGAUUCAGCAGAUCGUAUCGAAACGUCCAAGGAGACCCAGGCAGCCUGGAGAGGCGGGCAUCUGCUUCACUGGAGAAGGUUUUCUAUGGCAGGAGCUGCCAACCUCAGUCUCUAUGCCCCUCCCACCUCCUUCCUCCUGCUGGGUUUCCUAGGGCUGGAGAACGCCCAGACCUGGCUCUCCAUGCCCUUCUGCUUGGUCUACGCCCUGGCUCUCCUGGGCAAUGCCACCCUACUCUGGGUCAUCUGGACGGAAUCCAGCCUGCACCAGCCCAUGCACCUCUUCCUCUCCAUCCUGGCACUCACUGACAUGGCCAUGCCCACCUGUAUCCUGCCAAGGAUGCUGGGCAUCUUCUGGGCCAACGCCCGAGAGGUCACCUUCGCUGCCUGCCUGGUGCAGAUGUUCAUGGUGCAUGCCAUCUCUGCUGUGGAGUCUGGGACGCUCACCGCCAUGGCCUAUGACCGAUACGUGGCCAUCUGCGACCCACUCGGCUACGCAACCCUGCUGACCCCGAAGACGGUGGUCAAAUUCGGAGCAGCCAUCGUUAUCCGGGCCUUUGUCGUCGUCUUACCCAUCCCUUUGCUUUUGCUGCGGCUGAGAUUUUGUCACUCCCGAAAUAUCUCUCAUACUUAUUGUGAGCACAUGGCUCUAGUGAAACUAGCGUGUGGGAACACCACUCCCAACAACCUCUACGGGCUGAUUGUGGCCCUCCUCGUUACCGGUGGAGACCUGACCUUCAUCUUCAUCUCCUACGGGCUGAUCCUACGGACCGUCUUCCACCUGCCUUCCUCGGAGGCUCGGCACAAAGCCCUGGGCACUUGUGGGGCCCAUGUGGGAGUCAUCUUCAUUCUGUACACCCCUGGGCUCUUCUCCUUCCUUUCCCACCGCUUUGGCCAUAACAUCCCCCACAGCGUCCACAUCUUCCUGGCCAACUUCUACUUGCUGGUCCCCUCCAUGCUCAACCCCAUGGUUUAUGGCGCCAAGACCAAGGAGAUCCGUGUGCGGGUGCUGAUGGCUCUGGGUCUGCGAAGCAGGAGAUUUUAGGUCUGAGGAGAGUCCAAGCCAACUCAUAGUAGUGCUGU
Molecule: messenger RNA, 1401 nt
Organism: Thamnophis elegans (Western terrestrial garter snake)
Lineage: Eukaryota; Metazoa; Chordata; Lepidosauria; Squamata; Natricidae
Product: olfactory receptor 52D1-like
Exons: 1
Coding region: 296-1363 (355 amino acids)
Biological process (GO): G protein-coupled receptor signaling pathway
Cellular component (GO): membrane
Molecular function (GO): G protein-coupled receptor activity; olfactory receptor activity
Source: RefSeq, a predicted model, not a curated record